AUGGUACAGGACAUGCACGACCCCGAGUUCUACCUGCGCGCGUACGGUGUGCGCGGCCCGAGCGGCGCCGUGCGCGCCGGCUGCGGCCGCUACCGGGACGUGGUGGACUGCGGUGCGGACGAGCAGCUCGACCCAGCGCUCUCACGGGGGCUCGAGGAGGAGGAAGAGGACUGCGAGAUGGAGGCGGAGAGCGAGGACGUCGACAAGAAGUUCAAGGAGGAGCCUGCGGCGGCGGCGGGGCGCGGCUCGGACGCCACGGCCGCGCAGGGGACCGCGGCGGCACCGCCGACCCACGGCGUGCCACCCCCGGACGCGGACGCCAUGGUCUGUCUCGUCAAGAUCUACGGAGACGAGCACCGGCUCUCGCUGAACGACAUGGUCGAGUUCGUGGGCGUGCUGACGCUGGACCCGACGCUGGCGGCGGCCGGCGACGCCGAGGACGCGAUGGACGCCGCCGAGCUGGCGGCCCACAACCCGCCGCCCUCGCUGGCGCCGCGCCUGCACGCCGUCGCCUGGCGCAAGCUCGAGCACAGCAACCCGCUGCUGGAGGCGGCGGUGGCGGCGACGGCGUCCAGUCCCGCGGAGCUGGCCGCCACGCGCCGUGAGCUGGUCACCGUCCUGCGCACGGCGCUGCUGGGCGACGCGCUGGCCGCCGAGCUGCUGCUCUGCCACCUGCUCUCGUCCGUGUACGUGCGCCGCGAUGUGAUGGCCCUGGGCAAGUUCGCGCUGAACCUGGCGCGCGUGCCGGCAACCGGCGCGCUGCCCGAGCGGCUGUUCGCGCUGCUGGAGCGGCUGACGGAGAAGGCGCUGUUUGUGCCGCUCUCGCUCGGCAACAUGAACGGCAUGACGCUCGUGCCGAAGAAGGACUACAAGCGGAACGUGCUGGACACGGGCCGGCUGCAGCUGACCCAGAACACGCACCUGGUGCUGGACGAGACGGCUCUGUCGCCAGGUCAGCUGGACGAGCGGGGCGUCCAGAACCUGGCAGCGCUCGGUCACCUCAUCACCUGGCAGAAGGUCGAAUACGACUUCGGCUUCCACAAGCUGGCCUACGUCGCCGACGUGCCGGUGCUGGUGCUGUCCGAGGGCCGCUCGCUGCUGCCCAGCGACUGCCGGGUGCCGCUGGAGCCGACCGAGCCGGCCGACCGGCUGGAGGAGCAGCACCGCGCGCUGGACCAGUACCUGACGCCGCCGCUGCUGCAGCAGAUCCGCAGGUACCUGACGGUGGCGCGCUGCCUGCCGUACGCGGUGCCGGAGCGGCUGCAGGCGACCGUGCAGCAGGAGUUCGUCAGCUGGCGGCAGCAGGCCGGCGGCCAGGUGAAGGCCGAGGACCUGCACCAGCUGCUGGUGCUGGCGCGCCUGCUGAGCCUGUCGCGCGGCCAGACCGAGCUGACCGAGGAGGUGUGGCAGGAGGCGCGCCGGCUGGACGAGCAGCGCCGCCAGCGCGCCGAGAGGCUGGAGCCAGCGCCGGUGGCCGCCUGAGGCAGGCGACGGAGGUCGGCACUGGUGUGGCGGGAGGCUGGUCGCGAGUGGGCGAGAUGUGACAGCGGCCGGCUGUGGCGCGGUGGAGCGGUCUGGAUGGGAGCUCUGAGACCGUUCAAGUUGUGUUGUGAACAGUGGAGUUCUGAGCUGAUGAGGCUGUCGUGAUGCUGCUGAUACUGCUGUUGCUGCUGCUGGCGGCGUGAGGACGCCAGGAAAGAAGUACACAUAAUUCCCACAGACCGUUUGGGCCUGCUGUCUGUGGCGGCGGAGUCUGGAGCUGCCAGCGUCUGGCAGGGAUCGCCGGGGACCAUCAGACUCUUCCCCGUGGGGUGCGAGUGGUCGCUGUUCGGCUGUCCAGGAAGCGAUGCUCAAUCUCGCGUUGUGACGGUCUCCGCAGUGAACCAUCCCCGUUUCCGCCGCGGAUGAACGCGUGGUCCCACGAUGAUGACGUCAUUGGUGUCGGAGUAAACUUGCGGUCGCUGCACUGUGGUCACCUGACGAAGACGAAUGUUUGUUUUGUACCGCACAUUGCUGACGUAUCUGAAGCGUGUGUGAAAGUCGCAUUCCAUAUUUUUGUCGACUGCGCGACUGGUGUGAUGGAAUGAUAAUGAUGCCUGUGACAUGAGAA
This is a messenger RNA of Pollicipes pollicipes, 2110 nucleotides long. RefSeq names its product mini-chromosome maintenance complex-binding protein. Bases 1 to 1482 code for a protein of 493 amino acids. Gene Ontology annotation, molecular function: chromatin binding. Gene Ontology annotation, biological process: DNA-templated DNA replication. The record is from RefSeq and is a predicted model, not a curated record. The transcript has 4 exons. Lineage: Eukaryota; Metazoa; Arthropoda; Thecostraca; Pollicipedomorpha; Pollicipedidae.